Bombina bombina (fire-bellied toad) is the source of this 903-nucleotide messenger RNA. RefSeq names its product protein PRRC2A. NCBI's taxonomy places the organism in Eukaryota, Metazoa, Chordata, Amphibia, Anura, Bombinatoridae. The transcript has 6 exons. Bases 140 to 670 code for a protein of 176 amino acids. The record is from RefSeq and is a predicted model, not a curated record.
CUGGAUUUCAGUGACUUAAGUAGAGGUACCUGCUGGGAGCCUUUGUAUCAGGCACCUGCCUUCCUCUACAGUGGACAUUAUUGCCCUGGCCCAGCUCAGCAAUGAUCAGCAACAGCAGCUACUACAGGUGAGGCAAGACAUGACAACACCAUCUGAUUUCUACUCUCCAUCCCUUCAUACUGGACAGAACGCCUACCUACAGCAAGCACCUACCCAGCAGGUACUGUCCAGAAGAAGACAGGUUCUUCUUUCUAUGGUGGACUCCCAGAUUCCAGUAUUGGGUUUUGGAUCUCUUGCCUCUGUCCCCCAGCAGCCCCCUCUCGUUACAGUUGGGCAAGCCAUGCAACCCCUUCACCCACUUUCAAAUUCUGGUCGAACCCAUUCAAACAUGAGAAAUGAGACACAUUCAGCAGAUACAAAGCAGCUGGAUGAUCACAGGAGGACAGUGGGUGGAGUAGGGCCAUGCGCCCCCUCAGCUGGUGGACGGACAAAGACUUCAAAUUCAAAUUACGGGGUUGUUGGAAGUCAGCGCUUUGUAUAUCAGACGGCUCUCGCUCCGGAUACCUCGAGUUGGACGCUCAGACCUUGGGACAGGCCUAAUCGAGAUACUGACCACCAAAACUCAAGAGAACCCAGUAAUGGAGGGACCCCUGCCCCUAGAGAGCCAUAAUACUCUCCAUCUUUUCCACCUUACUUAAGUUUGACGUGACCAUGGUUAACAUCUAAUUCCCAUUGCCAGAGUCAACUGGGAGCCAAUAGGGAACCUCCUCAUUAUACAGGGGUUUCAAAUCUCCAUUCUAUAUUGAGUCAAAUAUGUUUAUUGGAAUUUCUUCUACCGUCAACUUGCCCACGCAGCUUUUUUUCCCCCCUUUUUUCUGAUAAAUAAAAGAAUAUUUUCUCCCA